AUGGAACAAAGCCUAUUGGAUCAGAUCGACGGAUCAGACUUAGGGGGAAGUGACAACCUAGGUCAGGGAAGUGACAACCUAGGUCAGGGAAGUGACAACCUAGGUCAGGGAAGUGACAACCUAGGUCAGGGAAGUGACAACCUAGGUCAGGGAAGUGACAACCUAGGUCAGGGAAGUGACAACCUAGGUCAGGGAAGUGACAACCUAGGUCAGGAGAGUGACAAACAUGGCCAGGGGAGUGACAACCUAGGUCAGGGAGGUGACAACCUAGGUCAGGGAAGUGACAACCUAGGUCAGGGAAGUGACAACCUAGGUCAGGAGAGUGACAAACAUGGCCAGGGGAGUGACAACCUAGGUCAGGGAAGUGACAACCUAGGUCAGGGAAGUGACAACCUAGGUCAGGGAAGUGACAACCUAGGUCAGGGAAGUGACAACCUAGGUCAGGAGAGUGACAAACAUGGCCAGGGGAGUGACAACCUAGGUCAGGGAGGUGACAACCUAGGUCAGGGAAGUGACAACCUAGGUCAGGGAAGUGACAACCUAGGUCAGGAGAGUGACAAACAUGGCCAGGGGAGUGACAACCUAGGUCAGGGAAGUGACAACCUAGGUCAGGAGAGUGACAACCUAGGUCAGGAGAGUGACAAACAUGGCCAGGGGAGUGACAACCUAGGUCAGGGGAGUGACAGCCUAGGUCAGGGGAGUGACAAACAUGGCCAGGGGAGUGACAACCUAGGUCAGGGAGGUGACAACCUAGGUCAGGGAAGUGACAACCUAGGUCAGGGAGUGACAAUCUAG
Messenger RNA from Pecten maximus, 795 nucleotides. RefSeq names its product spore wall protein 2-like. Lineage: Eukaryota; Metazoa; Mollusca; Bivalvia; Pectinida; Pectinidae. The coding region runs from base 1 to 795 and encodes 264 amino acids. The transcript has 2 exons. The record is from RefSeq and is a predicted model, not a curated record.